Messenger RNA from Molossus molossus (Pallas's mastiff bat), 5220 nucleotides. RefSeq names its product NPC1 like intracellular cholesterol transporter 1 (gene NPC1L1). Gene Ontology annotation, molecular function: lipid carrier activity. Lineage: Eukaryota; Metazoa; Chordata; Mammalia; Chiroptera; Molossidae. The transcript is spliced from 19 exons. Bases 390 to 4370 code for a protein of 1326 amino acids. Gene Ontology annotation, cellular component: membrane. The record is from RefSeq and is a predicted model, not a curated record.
GAGGGGGGGUUGGCAAGGCCAUGCUGAGCCCACCCCCUGCCCCCCAGCCUGCAUUUCCUGGAGCAGAGGCUUCUGUGGGACGGUGGCAGGGUCUCUCGCUGGCUGAGCACUCGGCUUGGGUGUCUCUGGGAGGUGUGUGGAGGGGAGACCCUGCACCUCCAGGGUCAUGCAAGUGCAUCUCAGAGAGCAGGGCCAAAGCUGGGAGGGGUGAGUGGUGGAUCAUUAACCAACUGGAAGUCCUGGGAGGUGUGGGGCUCAGCCCAUUGGUCCCCAAUGCAGUCAGGCCAGGCUGGAGGCUGCCUUGCAGUGCCCCCUGGACUCAGCCCUUAGCUGUGCCUGCCUUCCCGAGGCCUGGCCUCACUUCCGUCUGACCCCUGCCUGGUGCUGGGAUGGCAGAGGCCAGCCUGAGGGGCUGGCUGCUCUGGGUCCUGCUGCUGCGGGUGGCCCGGGCCCAGCUGUAUACGCCCGUCCACCAGCCUGGCUACUGCGCCUUCUACGACGAGUGUGGGAAGAACCCCGAGCUGUCUGGGGGAAGCCUGGCUUCACUGUCCAAUGUGUCCUGCCUGUCCAACACGCCUGCCCGCCACGUCACGGGCGACCACCUGGCCCUCCUGCGGCGUGUCUGCCCCCGUCUCUACACCGGACCCAACACCACCUACGCCUGCUGCUCCCGGAAGCAGCUGGUGUCCCUGGAGAACAGCUUGGCGGUCACCAAGGCGCUGCUGACCCGCUGCCCAGCCUGCUCGGACAACUUCGUGAGCCUGCACUGCCACAACACCUGCAGCCCCAACCAGAGCACUUUCAUCAACGUGACGCGUGUGGCCGCGCGCGGGGACGGCCAGCCCCCGGCCGUGGUGGCCUACGAGGCCUUCUACCAGCGCAGCUUCGCUGAGCAGACCUACGACUCCUGCAGCCGGGUGCGCAUCCCCGCGGCGGCCACUCUGGCCGUGGGCGCCAUGUGCGGCGUCUACGGCUCCGCCCUCUGCAAUGCCCAGCGCUGGCUCAAUUACCAGGGCGACACUGGGAAUGGCCUGGCGCCACUGGACAUCACCUUCCACCUGUGGGAUCCCAGCCAGGCUGCAGGGAGCGUGAUGCAGCCUCUAGACGCAGAGCUCACUCCCUGCAACCAGUCCCUGGGCGGCACGACCGCCUGCUCCUGCCAGGACUGUGCCGCGUCUUGCCCGACCAUUGCUCAGCCAGAGGCCCUGGACGCCACCUUCCGCCUGGGUCGCAUGGCGGGCGGGCAGGCCCUCGUCAUCAUCCUGUGCUCGGUCCUCGCCGUGCUCACUGCCUUCCUCGUGAGGAUGCGCCUGACCUCCAGGGACCGGGACAGGGCGUGGGACCCCAAGGCCAGCCCCAGCCUCUCCAACCAGCUCAGCCUCUCCACGCACACCUUCCUCAGCUCGUGUUUUGAAGGCUGGGGCACGUGGGUGGCCUCGUGGCCGCUGACAGUCCUGCUGGUGUCCACUGCUGUGGUGGCAGCCCUGGCCGGGGGGCUGGCCUUCAUGAAACUGACCACGGACCCGGUGGAGCUGUGGUCAGCCCCCAACAGCCAGGCCCGGAGGGAGAAGACAUUCCAUGACCAGCACUUUGGCCCCUUCUUCCGAACCAACCAGGUGAUCCUGACGGCGCCUACCCGGCCCAGCUACAGCUAUGACUCCCUGCUGCUGGGGCCCAAGAAGUUCAGCGGGGUGCUGGACACUGACCUGCUGCAGGAGCUGCUGGGGCUGCAGGAGAAGCUGCGGCACCUGCAGGUGUGGUCACCCGAGGAGCAGCGCAACGUGUCUUUGCGGGACUUCUGCUACGCCCCGCUCAACCCGCACAACACCAGCCUGUCCGACUGCUGCAUCAAUAGCCUCCUGCAGUAUUUCCAGAGCAACCACACGCGCCUGCUGCUCACCGCCAACCAGACGCUCACGGGGCAGACCUCCCGGGUGGACUGGAGGGACCACUUCCUCUACUGCGCCAACGCCCCACUCACCUUCAAAGAUGGCACGGCCCUGGCCCUGAGCUGCAUGGCCGACUACGGGGCCCCCGUCUUUCCUUUCCUCGCCGUGGGGGGCUACAAAGGGAAAGACUACUCUGAGGCAGAUGCCCUGAUCUUGACCUUCUCCCUCAACAACUACCCUCCCGGGGAUCCCCGGCUGGCCGGGGCCAAGCUCUGGGAGCAGGGCUUCUUGGAGGAGGUUCGAGCCUUUCAGCAGCGAAUGGCCGGCACGUUCCAAGUCACGUUCAUGGCAGAGCGCUCCCUGGAGGACGAGAUCAGCCGGACCACAGCCCAGGACCUGCCUGUCUUUGCUGUCAGCUACCUGGUCAUCUUCUUGUACAUCUCCCUGGCCCUGGGCAGCUACACCAGCUGGCGCAGUGUGCUGGUGGACGCCAAGGUCACCCUGGGCCUGGGCGGGGUGGCCGUGGUGCUGGGAGCUGUCAUGGCCUCCAUGGGCCUCUUCUCCUACCUGGGCGUCCCCUCCUCCCUGGUGGUCCUUCAAGUGGUGCCUUUCCUCGUGCUGGCCGUGGGGGCGGACAACAUCUUCAUCUUCGUCCUCGAGUACCAGAGGCUGCCGCGGAGGCCGGGGGAGCGGCGGGAGGCCCACAUUGGCCGGGCGCUGAGCAGCGUGGGGCCCAGCAUGCUCCUCUGCAGCAUCUCCGAGGCCAUCUGCUUCUUCCUGGGCGCCCUGACCCCCAUGCCCGCCGUGCGGACCUUCGCGCUGACCUCUGGCCUCGCGGUGAUCCUGGACUUCCUGCUGCAGAUGUCGGCGUUUGUGGCCCUGGUGGCCCUCGAUAGCAGGAGGCAGGAGGCCUCCUUGCUGGACGUCUGCUGCUGCCUUCGUGCUCAGGAGCUGCCCCCGCAGGGCCAGAGCGAGGGGCUCCUGCUCCGGUUCUUUCGCAAGGUCUAUGCUCCCUUCCUGUUGCACCGGGUCACCCGUGUGGUCGUGCUGCUGCUGUUCCUGGCCCUGUUCGGGGUGUGUCUCUAUUUCAUGUGCCACAUCAGUGUGGGGCUGGACCAGGAGCUGGCUCUGCCCAAGGACUCGUACCUGCUCGACUAUUUCCUCUUUCUGAACCGCUACUUUGAGGUGGGGGCCCCAGUCUACUUUGUCACCACUGGGGGCUACAACUUCUCCAGCAAGGUGGGCAUGAACAACAUCUGCUCCAGCGCUGGUUGUGAAAGCUUCUCUUUAACCCAGAAGAUCCAGUAUGCCACUGAGUUCCCUGAGCAGUCUUACUUGGCCAUCCCGGCCUCCUCCUGGGUGGAUGACUUCAUCGACUGGCUGACGCCGUCCUCUUGCUGCCGCAUCUAUAUCUCUGGCCCCAACAAGGAUGAGUUCUGCCCCUCAACCGUCAACUCGCUGGCCUGCCUGAAGAACUGCGUGGGCUUCACCUUCGGCCCUGUGAGGCCCUCGGCGGAACAGUUCCACAAGUACCUUCCCUGGUUCCUCAACGACCCCCCCAACAUCAAAUGUCCCAAAGGCGGCCUGGCAGCAUACAGCACCUCGGUGGAUUUGGGCCCCGACGGCCAGGUUCUAGCCUCACGCUUCAUGGCCUACCACAAGCCCCUGAAGAACUCGCAGGACUACACGGAGGCUCUGCGGGCAACGCGGGCACUGGCGGCCAACAUCACUGCCGACCUUCGGAAGGUGCCCGGCACCGACCCGGCCUUCGAGGUUUUCCCCUACACGAUCACCAACGUGUUCUACGAGCAGUACCUGACGGUGGUACCUGAGGGGCUCUUCAUGCUCGGCCUCUGCCUGUUGCCCACCUUUGCUGUCUGCUGCCUCCUGCUGGGCAUGGACCUCCGCUCUGGCCUCCUCAACCUCUUCUCCAUCGUCAUGAUCCUGGUGGACACUGUGGGCUUCAUGGCCCUGUGGGGCAUCAGCUACAACGCUGUGUCCCUCAUCAACCUGGUCACGGCAGUGGGCAUCUCCGUGGAGUUCGUGUCCCACAUCACACGCUCCUUCGCGGUCAGCACCAAGCCCACACGGCUGGAGAGGGCCAAGGAGGCGACCAUCUCCAUGGGCAGUGCGGUUUUCGCUGGGGUGGCCAUGACCAACCUGCCCGGCAUCCUCGUUCUGGGCUUGGCCAAGGCCCAGCUCAUCCAGAUCUUCUUCUUCCGUCUCAACCUCCUCAUCACCCUGCUGGGCCUGCUGCACGGCCUGGCCUUCUUGCCCAUCAUCCUCAGCUACCUGGGGCCUGAUGUCAACACAGCUCUGGUGCUGGAGCAGAGGCGGGCAGAGGAGGUGGUCGCGGCCGGCUCGGCCUCCCGUUCGAAGCCGUCCUCCCCAGCAAGCCAGGACAAUGGCGCCCAUGACAACCACAGCUUUGAACAUUCUGACAAGAGUGUGGGUGGCCUCAGCGACUCUCCAUCCCAGUGAGCAGAGCUCCAACCGGGCUCCGGGGUCCACGAGGGCUCCCGUGGGGACCUUGACCCGUCUGCCCCUCAGGGCCUGGGAGAGGGUGUCCCUGUGGGAGUGCCCACAUGGGGACUCCCUCUGGACACCAGGUGCACCAUGGGCCCUCCACCUGGGCAGCAGGUCCCUGGUUUCCAAGUCAUUCAAGCCUUGGUCAGCAUAAUCUUGCCUCCUUCUUCCCGGGACUUGGGUCUUGGGGUUCGGAAACAGAUGCACACUGGUUCCAGACAGACUCUCGCACAGCUGCCCAUGUCCACCCCCCUUCCACCUUUAUGGGGCAAAAAGGCCCAUUAUGGUGCAAGUCUUUGACACACUUCAGUGUCCUUGAGAACACAGAGCAGGACCCCACCCUGCAGAAGGCCAGGGAGGGGCUUCCUGCUGGUGGGGGAGGGCAGAACGUUCUGGAAAACACUCUGGUCAUGGAUUGACCCCACUAGAAAAUGCCGUUCCGUUAGGCUCCAACUCCAAUGAUUAUUAUUGUUGCCGCUAGUCAGGGCUGCCCGUGUGUCUGCAGGACAGGCAGGCCCUUUCCCGUCUGUCCUACACCUGGAGCGCGGGCCGUGGGCUCAAAGCAGCCCAGCCUGAGCUUCCUGGAAGGAUAAGCCGAGGAGCACACCUACUCCAUGUGGUGCCGACAGGGAACUUAAUAAAUGUCUGUGCACAUGGGAGACUUACUGUCUGUUGAGCAGAAAUUGGGUUUUAUGUCUCAUAUCCUCUGGGUUUAAGACGCUUUUGUUUUUUUUGUUGUUUUUUUUUAAUCCUCACCCGAGGACAUUUUUCCAUUUUUUGUUCAGGCAGAGUGGGAGGGAGAGAG